GAGGCCCGGAAGGGACCAUUCGCGCUUCCGUCUCCGCCGGGGCCGCACGGAGGGCGGAGUUGCGGCCCGAGGACGCGACGCGAGCCCAGUUCCGGCGAGGAGGCCGCGCCAGUGACAGCGAUGGCGGCGGAGUCGGCGCUCCAAGUUGUGGAGAAGCUGCAGGCGCGCCUGGCCACGAACCCAGACCCUAAGAAGCUAUUGAAAUAUUUGAAGAAACUUUCCAUCUUGCCUAUCACAGUAGACAUUCUUGUGGAGACUGGGGUAGGAAAAACAGUAAACAGCUUUCGAAAACAUGAGCAAGUGGGGACCUUUGCCAGAGACCUGGUGGCCCAGUGGAAGAAGCUGGUUCCUGUAGAGCGAAACAAUGAAGCUGAGGAUCAGGAUCUUGAGAAGAGCAUCUCCCGAAAGCGCCCUCGAGAUGCUCUUCAGAGGGCGGAGGAGAUGGAAGGGGACUACCAGGAAAGCUGGAAAGCCUCUGCCAGCCGGUCCUAUAGCCCUGAGCACAGACAGAAAAAACACAAAAAACUCUCAGAGCCUGAAAGGCCUCACAAAGUGACUCACAGUCACGAGAGGAGGGAUGAAAGGAAGAGGUGUCACAGAGUGUCACCACCAUAUUCUUCAGACCCUGAGUCUUCUGACUAUGGCCAUGUUCAAUCUCCCCCACCUUCCAGUCCACAUCAAAUGUACACAGACCACUACAGGUCACCAGAGGAGGACCAUGAGCCCAUCAUUUCACACCAGAAGCCUGGAAAAGUCCACAGUAAUACCUUUCAGGACAGACUAGGGGUUAGUCACGAAAGACACCUGGCUGAGCACCAGGCGAAAGAUGUAAGCCAAAACAAGGAGCACAAAUCUUCCCACAAGGAGAAACGCCCUGUGGAUGCCAGGAGUGAGGAGAAGGUCUCUGCCCUGGGCAGAGAGAAAUCACACAAGGCCUCUUCCAAAGAGGAACACCGAAGGCUACUCUCAGGGGACAGUGCCAAGGAGAAGCCACCCUCCAGUGUUGUCAAGAAAGAGAAGGACAAAGAGGGCAGCAGUCUCAAGAAGAAGUUUCCGCCUGCCUUGGAGGCGGCUUCAGAUAACCACUUUCGAAAGCCCAAACACAAGGACUCGGAGAAGAGCAGGUCUGAGAAGAGCAGGCCGAGGGCGGACGGCUCCGACUCAGGGCGGGGGGCCGGAGACCUGCUGCCCAAAGCCAAGGAGAAAGUUCCCAACAACCUGAAGGAGGGCAAAGGAAGAACUAACUUGGAUCGAAAGUCACCAGCCUCCCUCCCUAAAGUAGAGGAGCCGGACGUGGAUGACGAGUUUGAGCAGCCCACCAUGUCCUUUGAGUCAUACCUCAGCUAUGACCAGCCUCGGAAGAAAAAGAAGAAGGUUGUGAAAGCUUCAGCCACAGCACCCGGAGAAAAGGGCCUUAAAAAAAAGGAUUCUAAAAGCAUUAGUAAAAACUUGAACUCAGUUCAGAAAUUACCCAAGGUAAACGAGAACAAGUCAGAGAAGGUGCAGCCAGCGGGAGCCGAACCCACCAGGCCUCGAAAGGUCCCUACUGAUGCGCUGCCGGUGCUGCCAGACAUCCCCCUACCCGCCAUACAGUCCAACUACCGACCCCUGCCUUCCCUGGAUUUGAUUUCUUCCUUCCAGCCAAAGCGCAAAGCAUUCUCUUCACCCCAGGAAGAAGAAGAAGCUGGAUUCACAGGACGCAGAAUGAAUUCUAAGAUGCAGGUGUAUUCAGGUUCCAAGUGUGCCUAUCUCCCCAAAAUGAUGACCUUGCACCAGCAAUGUAUCCGGGUGCUGAAGAACAAUAUCGACUCCAUCUUUGAAGUGGGAGGAGUCCCCUACUCUGUUCUCGAACCUGUCUUGGAGAGGUGUACACCUGAUCAACUCUAUCGAAUAGAGGAAUGCAAUCACGUACUCAUUGAGGAAACAGAUCAGUUAUGGAAAGUUCACUGUCACCGAGACUUUAAGGAGGAAAGACCAGAAGAGUAUGAAUCCUGGCGGGAGAUGUACCUGCGGCUUCAGGAUGCCAGAGAGCAGCGCCUACGCCUGCUGACAAACAACAUCCGCUCUGCGCAUGCCAAUAAGCCGAAAGGACGACAAGCAAAGAUGGCUUUUGUCAACUCUGUGGCCAAACCACCUCGAGAUGUCCGACGAAGGCAGGAGAAGUUUGGAACUGGAGGAGCAGCUGUCCCUGAGAAAGUCAGGAUUAAGCCAGCACCUUAUACAACAGGAAGCAGCCAUGUUCCUGCCAGCAGCAGCAGCAGCAGCUUCCACUCCAGCCCUGAGGAGGUGGCCUAUGACGGGCCUAGUACCAGCAGUGCCCAUUUAGCUCCAGUGGCCAGCAGUUCUGUUUCUUAUGAUCCUAGGAAACCAGCUGUGAAGAAAAUUGCCCCGAUGAUGGCCAAGACAAUUAAAGCAUUCAAGAACAGAUUCUCCCGACGAUAAGUAGGACUUGCCUUGGAGGUGGAGUCUGGGAAGCAGGAACACGGGGACAGUGGGGACAGGAGGGACAGGAGAAGAGGAUGUCCACAGAAGACCCCUAGCUUUUGUUUGUGGAACUUUUGACCUCUGACUCCUGCACAGUAGCAGGAGUCUCCCUAUGCAUUGCGCCCUGCACCCUGGCUGGAUCACACUUCAGAUUUCUGAAGACAGUAUGAAGCCUCAGUCAUACUGAGACUUUAAGGUCAAUUAUACUUUUAUUGCUAAUUAGCAUCUUUGUAAACUAUAAGACAUAGUUUUAAUUAAUAAAUAUUGCCCCAGAUGUAUUUAUAGUAACCCAGGGGUUUUUUUGUUUUGUUUUACUUUUCUUUUUUCUUCCUUUUUUUUUUUUUUUUGUCCUUUAUUGUAUAUUUAGCUUUUAUUUUCGGGUCCUUUAUUAAAAUUAGAUGAACCGAGCAAAAGCCAGUCUUGUUCUAGGUCAGGUCUUUGAGUAGACAUUGGUCCAAAAGGGCACCACAGAGCUUGUGUGUCACUUUAAGCCCAAAUAUGGAUGGGGGCAGGAGUGAGGACAUGCCAGGCUGCCUGUGCUCGGGGGAGCCUUGACUUAGCUCUUCAGAAGGCCUCAUUCUGAGACCAUCAGAACCCCGGGGCAGGAGCCUUUCCUUCUUGUCCAUCAGUGGUGGUUCCUAAGGAGGGCUGUUUGCAAAGUCUCGAGUCCUUCUUCAUCUUCUGCAAGUCACACUCUCCCUGUCUAAGGCUCACUGGAGGACAGAACUUGGAUCAGAUCUGCAGAGGACCUCAGCAGUUUUGUGAUUUCUCCUUUCUGGUUCAGUGUUUUAGUCCCCACACCCUGGGGAAACACAGACAUGGAGGGCUUUUGUGGCUCUGACUGUGGUUGGGGGUUGGAGAAGUCAGCACUUUAAUCUCUGGUUCCUAGGAGUUACUACUAGCGUGAAUUACUGAAAACAUUUAGUGCUCUGUUGGAAAUUGUUUUUGUUUGAAAGGAAAGAUCAUGUGACUGGGGAGCACAACAGUUUGCUGUGUCUGACAGAACCUGCUGCUGAAGCCGAGGAGGCCAGUUAGGAGGAAGGGCCACCUCGGCAAGGGGCUGGCUGUACACUAGCAUGGGGAACCUGGUCCCAGCUAGCCAGCCUGUUCUGGAGAAUGGCUCUUUCCAAUUGUUGGGGCAAGAUCAGAACUAAGAGGGCCACCCCAGCUCCCUCCUUGAGUCAGAACACCCGGAGCUAGUAGUAUGCAUUUGGCUGUAAGCCAGGUUGGAGAUGCUGUGAACUUGAGGACGGACAGCCUGCUGCGCUGUGCCAUCCAUCGCUCCUGUCGACGUGUUUUAACCGCCCUGGAGACUUCAGGCUACUGAAGACUCCAAGGCAGCACAGGAAACACACAGCAGAAGCUGGGCCUCCUCCUGUGCAUUGCCCCGCAGGAUGCCGCUGCCGGGGGACACAAGUCUGGCUGUAUUUGGGGGCAGAGUAAAGCAUUGUUUCUCUUGAUUACUUGUUUCGCCAUACCACCUCUCUCAGCCUGACCUCCAAGUCUAACAUCAGGUCUCUUACCAGAAAUCACGGGGACAUUUGCACCAGGAGCCAGGUGCCUGGUGCUUGAAAUAGCCCCGUCUGGGUGUUGAUCACCUCAGAUUUGCCUUAGCUGUGUUUCCAGGACUUCCUGUUGCCGUCUUUUCCGUUGCAGAUUUAGUUGUGUGUGAUUUCAUUCCCCUUCUUUGGAGUGCUUAGGCCGAGGGGAAGAAAGGACACAGGUCUGUCCGUCUCGAUGACAGCAUCUGCUUUGGCACAUAAAGAUUCUGAUGCGGCCGGUGUGUUAGAGCCAGGUCUUCCACCCUUCAGUGUGUCUGUGUCAGGGAUAGGAGUGGUGAGACGAGGGAGGCCCAGGAAGCCAGCCGCCUCCACAGCCCUCACCCACGCACACAACAGCCACAAAGCAGACACAAGGUGAUGUCUAAGUUUUGGUCGCAUUUGUGAAAACUUGUGCAAUUUUUUCUGUGCUACACUACAUACAAAUCACAAACGACAGAUUAGCCCGUUGCCAUCCUUGGUGUUACAAGGGGUUCUCAGGGGCUUGCUUUCUCUUUUUUGGAGGCAGGAGGGGCAGGAGUGAGCAUUGUCCUGCUCUUCAUUUGUAUUUUGGUCCCAAAAUGUAAAUACAAUUUUCUAUGUUACUUUUUUGUGGUAACUACAAGAUGAAUAUUUUAAUUAGAUAAGUUAUACAAAAAGGAAAAACUCACGUCUAAAUAAAAAGCAAAAAGAUUCUA
Molecule: messenger RNA, 4720 nt
Organism: Peromyscus leucopus (white-footed mouse)
Lineage: Eukaryota; Metazoa; Chordata; Mammalia; Rodentia; Cricetidae
Gene: Eloa
Product: elongin A
Biological process (GO): transcription elongation by RNA polymerase II
Cellular component (GO): elongin complex; nucleus
Molecular function (GO): protein binding
Source: RefSeq, a predicted model, not a curated record